Molecule: messenger RNA, 1689 nt
Organism: Medioppia subpectinata
Lineage: Eukaryota; Metazoa; Arthropoda; Arachnida; Sarcoptiformes; Oppiidae
Source: the annotation of a GenBank genome assembly
UGUGUUCAUUUGAAAGAAAAGAGAUUCAAAUGUAAUGAAGAAAAUUGUGACAAAAGUUAUGCCUCAAAAUCAGGAUUAAAUGAACACAAACGCAUACAUUUGGGAGAAAAACCAUUUGUUUGUGAUUUCAAUGAUUGUAACAUAGCUUUUAACGCAAAAUACUCUUUAUUUAAACACAAAAGUUGUGUUCAUUUGAAUGAAAGGAAAUUCAAAUGUAAUGAAGAAAAUUGUGACAAAAGUGAUAAAAUGCUCCCCAAAAGUGAUAUCAUUACUAAAUCUGAUGAUUAUUUCCACUGUUUUUGGCCUAAAUGUCAAUUCACGACAAAGACAAAACAAACUUUGACUCAACAUCAAUUAAUUCAUUCAGAAAUAAAACCAUUUAAAUGUGAUUUUAAUAAUUGUAAUAAAGUUUUUAAAUGCCAACGAACUCUUAAUAGCCAUAGAAAUGGCGUUCAUUUAAAUGUUACAUUUGUUUGUGAUUUUAAAGAUUGUAAUAAAAGUUUUCAACUAAAACAAUAUUUAAAUCAACAUAAAAAUAAUGUUCAUUUAAAUCGUGGUAAAGAAUUGCACUGUUUUUGGCCUAAAUGUCAAUAUAAAACAACAAUUAAAGGCAAUUUUAUUCAACAUAAAUUACUUCAUUCACAUAACAAGCAAUAUAAAUGUGAUUUUAAAGAUUGUAAUAAAAGUUUUACACAAAUAACAGGUUUAAUAUCUCAUAAAAAUUGGAUUCAUUUGAAUAAAAGGAGACUUAAAAGCAAUGAAUUGAUUACUAAAUCUAAUGAAUAUUUGCACUGUUUUUGGCCUAAUUGUGAUUACAAGACAACAAAUAAACAUCACUUAAAACAACACAAAAUAAUUCAUUCAGAAAAACGUGAAUUUAAAUGUGAUUUUUGUGAUCAAAGUUAUAAACGAAACGAACAAUUAGUUCAUCACAAAAAUGCCAUUUAUUUAAAUAAUAAGCAAUUUGUUUGUGAUGUCAAUGAAUGCAACAAAAGAUAUGCCCGAAAGAGAGAUUUAUUUCUUCACAAAAGUUGUGUUCAUUUCAAUGAAAAGCGAUUCAAAUGUAAUGAAGAUAAUUGUGAUAAAAGCUAUGCCUCACAAUCAGGAUUAAAUGACCACAACAUACGCAUACAUUCGGGAGAAAAAUCAUUUAUUUGUGAUUUCAAUAAUUGUAACAAAGCUUUUACCGCAAAAAACGCUUUGAUUCAACACAAAAGUAAUGUUCAUUUGAAUGAAAGGCUAAUCAAAUGUGAUUUUCCCGAUUGUAAGCAAACCUUCAAACAAACCAAUCAUUUGGUCGCUCAUAAAAAUAGCAUUCAUUUAAAACUUAGAUUUGUUUGCGAUUUCAAUGACUGUAACAAAAGUUUUGUUGAUAAAUACAGAUUAUUUCAACACAAAAAUUUUGUUCAUUUAAACGAUAAUAAAUUUAAAUGCAAUGAAGAAAAUUGCGGCAAAAAAUUUAUAUCAAAUUUAGCACUUAAUGUUCACAAACGCAUACAUUCGGGAGAAAAGCCAUUUGUUUGUGAUUUUCAAAAUUGUAACAAAGGUUUUCAUAAAGUGUCAUAUUUAAAAGACCAUAAGAGCACUCAUUUAACUGUUAAACAAUUUAAAUGUCAUUACAAGGAUUGCGGCGGAAGUUAUGUAAACAAUAAAUAUCUUCAAAGACAUGUCAGAGAAUAUCAUAAAAAA